UCGAGCAGAUGUGGCCCAUCAUCUUCCAGUCCGCGUGGAGGGACGGGCGCCGAACGACCUCGGGAUGUCUGCGGAGCGACUCGAGAAGAGCAAGACGAUUGACCUGAGGAAGAAGCACAUCGGGCCGUCUUGUAAGAUCUUCUUCACCCAUGACCCUAUCAAGAUCGUGCAGGCCCGGGGCCAGUACAUGUAUGAUGAAAAAGGACAGCGCUACUUGGAUUGCAUCAACAACGUGGCUCAUGUGGGCCACUGUCACCCAGAUGUGGUGAAGGCGGGGGCGCAGCAGAUGGAACUGCUCAACACCAACUCUCGUUUCUUACAUGACAACCUAGUGCUCUAUGCCCAGAGGCUGCAGGCCACGCUGCCUGACAAGCUGUCCGUGUGCUACUUCGUCAACUCGGGCUCUGAAGCCAAUGACCUGGCCCUUCGACUAGCAAGGCAGUACAGAGGCCACAAAGACAUCAUCACGUUGGAAAGUGCUUACCACGGCCACGUCUCAUCGCUCAUUGACAUCAGUCCGUAUAAGUUCCACCAGCUGUCAGACGCUGAGCAGAAUCAAUUUGUCCAUGUGGCGCCAAGCCCAGACGUGUACAGAGGCAAAUACAGAGCAGACCAUCCUGAUCCUGCGACGGCAUAUGCAUGUGAAGUCAAAGAUAUAAUAGACAACGUCCAUGAGAAAGGAGGCAAGAUUGCUGCUUUUAUUGCCGAGUCAUUGCAGAGUUGUGGCGGGCAGGUCAUUCCCCCCGUGGGCUACUUCCAGCAAGUGGCAGAACAUGUCCAUAAGGCAGGGGGCGUUUUCAUCGCUGAUGAGGUCCAAGUGGGCUUCGGGCGUGUUGGCACUCACUUCUGGGCCUUCCAGCUUCAGGGAGAGGACUUUGUGCCUGACAUCGUCACCAUGGGAAAGCCCAUUGGCAACGGUCACCCCAUGUCGUGCGUGGUGACGACCAAAGAGGUGGCAGAGGCCUUCAUGUCAUCUGGAAUGGAGUAUUUCAAUACAUUGACCGGAAAUGGCACUGACCUGGCCUCAUCUUUGACAUUAAGUUCCAGUCCAUUGAAACAUUGUGAACGAUUCUGUCACAUAUUUACGUUGUACUCACAGCCGCCACUAAAUUUUAACAAACUUAAAACCUGCUACUUUUGUAAAGAUAAAUAUUGCAAUGAUAAAGUGGUCAAUUUUAACAUAACAGGGUUAAUUUUUGGUACAUAUUAUCACAAUCCAGAAAAAUGUUUUGGAAAGAAAAAACACAAAUUCCAAAUGACUUCCUGUGCAAUUAUAUCAUUUCUGAGAAGUAGGCAGAUGUGCAUAGGAUUUUCUUGGUGUUUGACAGAGAUCACUAAACCAAACGGUGUCUCACCAUGCAGGGGUCGUGGCCUCUUUGUUGGGGUGGAGCUCGUGAGGGACAGGUUGAAGCUCACUCCUGCUACAGCAGAGGCUCAAGAAGUCAUAUAUAAGCUAAAGGAAGAGCAAAUCCUUCUUAGUGCUGACGGACCUCAUCGCAAUGUGCUCAAGUUUAAACCCCCCAUGUGCUUCACUACGGAGGAUGCCGACCUGGUGGUGGAGAAAAUCGACCACAUUCUCACGGAACUCGAGGAAGCAUUAGGCUUGAAGUUGCCCAACGGGAUGAACACGGAGAGCGAAUGCAGUAAGAUAAAGCUGCCUGCUGAUGAAAAUGGACACCAGUAUCACAGCGGUUUGGUACACGGCAGAGGAAGCAGUGAAGGAGUUCCUCAGCAAACCAAACGCCUCAAGACAUAAAGCUUCUUUUGAAUACUUUCUUUUCCAUAGUUAAAGAACCGAUGACUGACGUACAUUUUGGCAGUGACAGAAUUCUGGGGCAAAAGUGCUUUGACAUUUAACCUAAUGAAAUGUUUUUGUUAAUAAUGUACUGUAUGUGUCUUCUCAGGUAUAUUUCUUAAUUACACAAAGGAAUCAAGCCACUUGUUCAGCAUAGCAUGUCUAUAGCUUUACUUUUUAGCAAAAAAUUCCCUUAAAUGUGCAAGUUAGCAUGCUACAUGAACUGUGUAUUUUUAUUCUGAUUAUCAGGGAAUAAUGGUUUUAAUCAAUCAAAAUGUGUAUAAAACAUGCAAUAGUGACUCAAUAUGGCUUUUGCAUUAAAAUACAGCUUUACUCAUUCUGAACUUUGCCCACUGUUGUUGAAAGUCUGGAGUACCUGUAUAAACCAUUGCACAUUUUGUGGUAAAUCGAUCACACUAUUAAAUAAAAUACUG
This is a messenger RNA of Xiphias gladius (swordfish), 2229 nucleotides long. It is a transcript of the gene etnppl, whose product is annotated as ethanolamine-phosphate phospho-lyase. Gene Ontology annotation, molecular function: ethanolamine-phosphate phospho-lyase activity; pyridoxal phosphate binding; transaminase activity. Bases 65 to 1756 code for a protein of 563 amino acids. The record is from RefSeq and is a predicted model, not a curated record. The transcript is spliced from 13 exons. Gene Ontology annotation, cellular component: mitochondrion. Lineage: Eukaryota; Metazoa; Chordata; Actinopteri; Istiophoriformes; Xiphiidae.